Messenger RNA from Toxotes jaculatrix (banded archerfish), 2409 nucleotides. It is a transcript of the gene stk17a, whose product is annotated as serine/threonine kinase 17a. NCBI's taxonomy places the organism in Eukaryota, Metazoa, Chordata, Actinopteri, Toxotidae. Gene Ontology annotation, molecular function: ATP binding; protein serine/threonine kinase activity. Gene Ontology annotation, cellular component: nucleus. The coding region runs from base 248 to 1489 and encodes 413 amino acids. The record is from RefSeq and is a predicted model, not a curated record. Gene Ontology annotation, biological process: positive regulation of apoptotic process; protein phosphorylation; intracellular signal transduction. The transcript is spliced from 7 exons.
UAAAAUGAGCUGGAGAGUCGUGUUAAUUGUUAAUAUAUUAAACUAUGCGGAUGCUUUUAACUCUUAGGCUGCCGCACAGUUUUACUGUUCUGUCACACAGCAGUUUUUUUUUUUUGUUUUUGAAGAAGUUGUCUCUCAUCGUUUAGUCGACUGCGUUGUUUAAUAUCAGCGUGCUAACGUUAGUUUUCCGUUAGUGUAAGUUUUCAUCUGGACUUUAGCUAACCAACCGCUCCGACCGCGCGACGCCAUGAUCCCCGAAUGUCCACGCGCCGGGGACUCGAGAAGCCGGACCCGCUUCGUGUACAGCCCUGCAGCCGAACCGAGCCAGAGCCGCGGCGUCAGCGGCUUGUUGACCGAAAUCAAAACCACCAUCAGCGACGAACCUUUCACCGACCACUACACCAUCAUCCCCGGCAAAGAGCUCGGGAGGGGGAAGUUUGCUGUGGUCCGAAAGUGUGUGGAGAAAUGCACAGGCCACGAGUAUGCUGCAAAGUUCAUGAGGAAGCGACGGAAAGGCCAGGACUGCCGAAUGGACAUCAUUCAUGAGAUUGCGGUGCUGGAGUUGGCCACGGUCAGCCCCCGGGUGGUUAACCUCCACCAGGUGUAUGAGAUGGCUUCUGAGAUGGUGCUGGUCCUGGAGUUUGCCGCUGGAGGUGAGAUCUUCAACCAGUGUGUGUCAGAUCGGGAGGAUGAGGCCUUCAGCGAGGAGGACGUGAAGAGGCUCAUGAGGCAAAUCCUGGAGGGAGUCGCUUUCCUCCACCAGAACAACAUAGUCCACCUCGACCUGAAGCCUCAGAACAUCCUGCUGACCAGCAGCUCUCCUCUGGGCGACAUUAAGAUCGUGGACUUUGGUCUGUCCAGGAUGGUCUGCAGCCACCAGGAGCUCCGAGAGAUUAUGGGAACCCCAGAGUAUGUUGCUCCUGAGAUUUUAAACUAUGAGCCCAUAAGCACAGCAACAGAUAUGUGGAGUAUGGGUGUUUUGGCGUACGUGAUGCUGACAGGGAUCUCUCCGUUCCUGGGCGAGGACAAGCAGGAGACAUUUCUCAACAUUUCCCAGCUCAAUGUGAGCUACACAGAGGAGGAGCUGCAGCAGCUGGACCAGGCCGCCCUGUCCUUCAUCCAGAUGCUGCUCCUCAAACAGCCACAGGAUCGGGCCACAGCAGAGCAGUGUCUCAAACACCCCUGGCUUCAGUCCUCAGAGUCUCAGGAAACCCAGACGGCGGAGGAGAUCCUCCCAGUGGAGGACGUGGAGGCGUCCAGCACCGCCAGUAGCCCCGAGCCUCCCAGCAGCUUGGCCACAUCCGAGGAGGAACGCCCGGUGACGGAGGAGCUGAUAGUCAUGGCCGCCUACACUCUGGGUCAGUGCCGCCAGUCCUCCACCACGGAGAAGGACGCUCUGGCUGCCGAGCAGAAGGCCAUCUCUAAGCGCUUCAAGUUCGAGGAGCCCUUCAGUGCCCUGCAGGAGGUCCCCGGGGAGUUCAUCUACUGACCCCACCCGCCACAUUUGCACCACCAACCUCUGACAAUCCUGUUUGAGGAGGAAAAGUUAGUGUUGUCACGGUAACGGUAAUAAAAACCUGCUUAUUCAAACUCCCCUCAGUAUAUACCGUACGUGUAUAAUCAGAUGCUGUUGCACAGUCAAACUGAUUUUAUUUAAGAAGUUGGAUUUUAAGUGCUUUUUUUUUUUUUUUUUUUUUAAGUACCUGCUCGCUUAUUUCUCCCAUAAUGCAUCACCUUGCUCGACGCCCACCCACCCCCCCCCCACGUCCUAACACGGCAACAGUAGGUUCAUGUCACUUGUGUUUCAUUUGGUUUGCUGUUGUAAUUUUGACUUUUCUGCCGAAUAACUGGCCAAAUGUAGACAGGUGUGACACGCUGAGAUGUUUCCACGAGCUACUGUAAAUCUGGAAAUUAAACUCUGAAGAGUGAGGUCGUCUUUCUAAACCCACUCUCAACAGUCAAGCAGGGAGAAGUCCAGCACCGAAAGAGGCAGAGACAGAGACAGACAGACGCUGAAUCCAAAUAAUCCACCUUCCCGGACUAGACCUUUAAAUAUGCAAGGGUGCACGCUAAGUGCUCCAUGACUGGAUUUUAGAUGUCAGUAGAUGCCAUGGAUGUUACCACACUCCCAAAAUCUUAACAGGUAAUCCUAAUUUUUCUGAAUGCAAUUCACAUUGUCUCAAUACAGUUCAUGUUUUACACAGGAAACAGUGCUGACCAAACAAUCUCACCACAAGGUCCAUUUAAUAUUUCCUCUGGAGCAUGAACAUUGUGGUGAGAUUGUUUCGAAUAAACAAUAAAUAAAUAUUUAUUCCAUAGAUCUAAAUUGUGUCUGUUUUUCGACACUCAUUAUUUUUGUCCUUAUUAUUUUUAACGUCACAUCCAUAAGGAUGAAAAUUUGUAUGUGUG